Messenger RNA from Catharus ustulatus (Swainson's thrush), 2820 nucleotides. RefSeq names its product keratin 8 (gene KRT8). Gene Ontology annotation, cellular component: keratin filament. NCBI's taxonomy places the organism in Eukaryota, Metazoa, Chordata, Aves, Passeriformes, Turdidae. The record is from RefSeq and is a predicted model, not a curated record.
CCCGACCCGUCCGGCCGGUCCUGCCGGGGCUGCCGGAGCCUCCCUGCCCCGAGCGCGGCCUUCGGCCUCUCCUGCUCAGCCUUCUCCGGGCUCUUCCAGCUUACUCCAGCCGUCCUCAUCCUCCUGAGCCUCUUCAGCCUCCUCCAGUCGUCCUCAUCCUGCUCAGCUGAGGACCUUCUCCAAACCUCUUCCAGACUUCCUCCGAUCUCCUCAUCCUCCUUUUAACCUUCUCCAUCCUCCCUGCAGCCUCUUCAGCCUCUUCCAACCCUCUUCCAACACCCCCUGACCUUCUUCACCCGCUUUCCAACCUCUUUCCAAACUCCCUCCUAUCUCCUUUCCCAACUCCCAACCUCCUCCCAGUCUUCCUCAAUCCCAGCCGACCUCCUCUCCCACCUCCCGAACUUCCCAAGCUCUCCAGCCUCUUUCCCCCUUUGCUCUGCUCCCGAUGUCGGUGUCCAUUCCCCGGCAGCCGCUCCGGAGCAGCUCGGCCGUGCCGGGCCGUUCCUUCUCGUCCCGCUCCUUCACGGCCGGCCCGGCGCUGAGGAUGAGCACGGCCCCGGCCUUCGGUCCCUACGGGGGGCUCCGUGGCGGCUCCGGGGGGCUCGGGGGCUCCUCGUGGGUCCCGGGGGCGGGCGGGGGCAUCACGGCCGUCACCAUCAACCGGAGCCUCCUGGCGCCGCUGGACGUGGCCGUGGAUCCCGAGCUGCAGGAGCUGCGCCGGGAGGAGAAGGAGCAGAUCAAGACCCUGAACGAUAAAUUCGCCGCCUUCAUCGACAAGGUGCGGUUCCUGGAGCAGCAGAACAAGCUCCUGGAGACCAAGUGGGGGCUCCUGCGGGCUCAGCCCCCGCCCCGCAGCAGCCUGGGGGGGCUCCUAGAGGGCUACGCAGGGACCCUGCGGCGGCAGCUCGAGGGACUCGGGCAGGAGCGGCAGCGGCUGCGCGCAGAGCUCGGCCACGUCAGGGGGCUCGUCGAGGAGUUCAAGGCCAAGUAUGAGGAGGAGAUCAACCACCGCACAGAGAAGGAGAACGAGUUUGUCCUGCUCAAAAAGGAUGUGGAUGAAGCCUACAUGUCCAAGGUGGAGCUGGAAUCACGCCUGGAGAGCCUCACGGACGAGAUAAACUUCCUGCGGCAGCUCUAUGAGGAGGAGCUGCAGGAGCUGCGGGCGCAGGUGUCGGACACGGCCGUGGUGGUGUCCAUGGACAACAGCCGCCAGCUGGACAUGGCCGGGGUGCUGGCGGACGUGCGCGCGCAGUACGAGGACAUCGCUGGCCGUAGCCGUGCUGAGGCUGAAGGCCUCUACCAGGUCAAGUAUGAAGAGCUGAAGACGGCAGCUGGGAAGCAGGGAGACGACCUGCGCCAGACCCGCAGCCAGAUCCAGGAGCUGAACCGGCGGAUCCAGCGCAUCCAGGCAGAGAUUGAGGCUCUGAAAAAUCAGCGCUCUGGGCUGGAGGCAGCAGUGGCAGAGGCCGAGGAGCGCGGGGAGCUGGCACUGAGAGACGCCCGGGCCAAGCUGGGGGGGCUGGAGGGGGCCCUGGCCCAGGCCAAGCAGGACCUGGCCCGGCAGCUCCGCGAGUACCAGGAGCUCAUGAACGUCAAGCUGGCCCUGGACAUCGAGAUCGCGACCUACAGGAAGCUGCUGGAGGGCGAGGAGAGCAGGCUGGAGGCUGCUGUGCAGAACCUGAGCAUCCACACCAAGACCUCAGGGUACCUGGGUGGAUUCGGGGGAGGUUUUGGGGGGGGUUUUGGGGGAGCGUUUGGGGGGGCCAUGGUCAGCUCAGGGUACUCGGUGCCCCCCCCACCCCCUGAGGCCACGGCCCCCCCCAAAUCCCGCGCCAUCGUCAUCAAGAAGAUCGAGACCCGCGAUGGGAAGCUCGUGUCCGAGUCCUCCGACGUCCUGGAAAGCUGAACCCCCUUUCCUGGGGGGGGGACCCCAUUCCUUGGCUUGGCCAGCUGAGCCGAGUCCCCCUCUUUCUUGAGCAGACCCUUAAUCCUGACCUGCUGAGGCCCCCCUGGGCCCCACUUUCUGGGGUAUCCCCCAUGUCCACAAACCAACUCCCCCCUUUCCCAGGGGGACCCUCCAUGUUCCCUGCCCUCCCAGGGUGUCCCCCUAAGUCCCUCCUUUCCUGAGAGGGGGUCCCCAUGUCCAGCCCAGCUGAGCCCCCCUUUCCAUCCUGAGAUGUCCCUCCAUGUCCUGGAAAGAUGGGCACGUCCAUGAUCUGACCUGCUGAGCCCCCCUGCCCCCCUUUCCUUCCCAGGACAUCCCCCAAAGUCCAGGCCAGCUGAGCCCCCCCCCGCCCAUUUUCCUGGGGGUCUCUCUGUGUCCUGGAGGGUCCCUCACAUCCAGCCCAGCUGAGGCCCCUGGGCCUCCCCUUCUCAGGGUGUUGCCCCAUGUCCUCCUAAACUGAACCCCAUUUUUGGGAUGGGGGGGUCAGGACCCCCAUGUCCUGACCUUCUGAACCCCCCAAGUCCCCUCUUUCCUGCCCGUGGGGGUCCCCCCAGUUCCAGGCCACCUGAGCCCCUUCCCUGGGGGCUCCUGUCCAUGUCCUGGGGUGCUCUUGGGAAGGGACCCCUUGUCCAGGCCAGCUGAGCCCAUUCCCUUCCUGGGAGGGGUCCCCCCAUUCCUGUGGGGGUCCCCACGUUCUGACCUGCUGAGCCCCCCCUCCCUGGUGUGUCCCCCCUCCUUCCUGGACCCCUUCCCUGAGGGUCCCCAGCUCCACACAGGACACCAGGCACCCUCCACUGACAACCUGAGCCAGUGCCCCCCCAGUCUCCCCCGGAGGGCUCCAACCCCCCAUUGUCCCCUUCAGGCUGGGGUGGGGA